UUUUUCGAGGCUUUCCAAGGGCAUCGGCGAGCGGCACGGCGCGGCAGCGAUGUGCACGUCUGACGGCCACACGGAGCAAGAGGGAGGGCAGCUGCUUCUGCUCCUAUAAUCGUUGAGUUUUCCGAGUUAUCGGCCAUAUCCAGGGUUCGAGCACUCCGCCGUAGCUCCUCACUUGGUUCACUACCUGGCUUUCGGAUGCGACGUCAUGAGUUGAUCGCCUGACAGAUGUUGCUGUGUUGCAGUUCCACGGGCAUAGAUCGUUCUCCCUGUUCCGGGCUCUGAUUCCGUGAGACGGUUUGUGUGAUAAAUGUUAAGUCCUCGCUGUGCGCUCGGACGGAUCGCAGCGUUCAUUUAGUCUUCGGGAUUGCAUAAAAUGAUACCUGGAUCUGCCGCAUCAAUGCUACCAUCUGCAGAAGCUGCGAAAUUGUACCAGACCAAUUACGUCCGCAACUCCCGUGUCAUCGGACUUUUAUGGGCCAUCUUCACUAUCCUCUUCGGUAUUGUUAACGUGACCAUCUUCUCACAGCCCUAUUGGAUCGGGGAUGGCGUGGAUACGCCGCAGGCCGGCUAUUUCGGCCUUUUUCACUACUGCGUCGGAGACGGACUCUCCAGAGAGCUGGCCUGCCAGGGUAGCUUCACCGAGUUCUCCGCUAUCCCCUCGGGUGCGUUCAAGGCCGCUUCCUUCUUCAUUGGAAUGUCCAUGAUGCUGGUUGUCACCUGCAUCGGCUGCUUCAGUCUCUUCUUCCUCCUCAGCACCUCCACCGUGUACAAGAUCUGCGGCUGGAUGCAAGCAGCAUCAGGUGUCUGUCUGGUGCUCGGCUGUAUGAUCUAUCCUGAUGGUUGGGACAGCGACGAGGUCCGGCGGAUGUGCGGAGAGCAGACAGACAAAUACAGCCUGGGGGCCUGCUCGGUGCGCUGGGCCUACAUCUUGGCUAUUAUGGGCAUCCUGGACGCUCUCAUCCUCUCCUUCCUGGCCUUCGUCCUGGGGAACCGGCAGGAUGGACUCAUGACAGAAGAGCUGCUGGCUGAGAGCAAGGAGGGAGGCAACGCCUAAUCAAAUGUAGGUUCCUGAAUUUCCAUGUGUCCGUUUUCAUGAAGUACCAGUCCCUCAACAUCAGCUUAAAGGAGGGAGGCAAUCCAGGUCUCUGAAGGAGAGGAAUACUGUGGAACCAGCCAGCCUGCCUAUCACAUCUACCUGCCAAAAAACCCAGCGAACCUCCCCUUGAUGUCCAUCCAUCUUGCUUGCAAUCCCCAAAUCAUCAUCCCCAGCACUUAGAUGGAGCCCAAUGCACUUUUAUCCCAGUGUGUCUACAGAGCUGACCCUUGCACAACAUUGCAUAGACCAUGACAGGGGCAGAGACUGUUAUCCCAUCAAGAAGUAUAUGGACUACCCACUACCUACCUGAGAAGGCACAGGGUUGACAUUGUACACCUGCCCUACGAGCACAGACACAAACACACAUACUGUACACACACACACACACACACACACACACACACACACACACACACAAGCGCCGCCUCACACCUCAUAUGCACAAACACAACUCUGUAACACACGCACAUACAGUACAUUCAAACACAUCCACAAACUCUGUAAUUACAAGUAUUAAACUAUGUUAACACUUAGCCGUGUGUACCACCGUCAGAAUGUGUGUGUGUCAUGUUUUAUUUGUGAAAAGAAGAAACUGCUCAUUUUCAGAUAUAUAUCGGGCUGAUGUAAAUCUAUUGUGUUUCAUAUGUAAGGUUUGACAAUGAAAUUAACGUUUUAGUUUCUUCUUUUUUGCUCAUACGCCCCUUUGUUCCUCUUCAUUUACUAGAAAAAAGAUAUUUAAGACUGUUUUAUAAGAAUAUUAUCACCCAAAAGAGAAAAAACUUGUAUUACAAAGUAUGUACAGUGAAUAUUAAAGAUGUUCUAGGAAUUUUACCUAAAUCCAUUCAAUUCCCUGCUAGCCAACUUUGCACAGCGCUUCAGUUUGAGAAGAAAUCUAAGGUUUUAUAGUCUGUCAUAUCUACACUGUGAUGGGGGCUAUUAGGACUGUGUGCUGCAGGACUCAUAGCUGCUGUGUGAGUGUGCUUCUGUGUGUGUGUGUUGGGAAGCCUGUGGGUGUGUGUGAGCGAAUGCGAGUGCAUGCAUGUAUGUGAAUGUUGGUGUGAGUGUGUCAUGUCUGUUGGGCUAGUGAACCAAUAUGCCAGCCUCACACACAAUUGUCCAGUUGUGUAGCUAAAUCUGUCCAUCUCCGUCUUUGUCUUCAGCUCUCUCUCUUUCUGUUUCCGACUCUCUUUCCCGCUUUGUUUUGUUGGGACAUACAGGGUAACAUGAUGCGGUUGCAGUAUUGUGUAUAGUGACUGGAGUGAACUCCAGUGGUAAUGGAUCAGUAAGGUCUGUCCCAGCCUCACCUGUGGAUAUGUUCCUGUGUAAAUAGAUAUUCUAUAGAUACCAAACAAUUAGCAAAUAUGGAGAAGGUGAUUA
This is a messenger RNA of Chelmon rostratus (copperband butterflyfish), 2473 nucleotides long. RefSeq names its product LHFPL tetraspan subfamily member 3 protein-like. Gene Ontology annotation, biological process: sensory perception of sound. The record is from RefSeq and is a predicted model, not a curated record. Gene Ontology annotation, cellular component: plasma membrane. Bases 374 to 1054 code for a protein of 226 amino acids. NCBI's taxonomy places the organism in Eukaryota, Metazoa, Chordata, Actinopteri, Chaetodontiformes, Chaetodontidae. The transcript is spliced from 4 exons.